CGUCCCCCGGUGGGCUGUUCAGGAUGUAACGCCUCCCUCCCCCACCCCUCUGAUCCUCUUAUCGACAAGCAGGCGGCCAAGAUGGAUGUUGUGAACCAGUUGGUGGCCACCGGGCAGUUCACCAUAAUCAAACAGCCUUUGGGAUUUAUGAAAAUCCUACAAUGGAUUUUUGCUAUCUUUGCUUUCUCGACAUGCGGCAGCUACUCUGGCAUGUUCAAGAUGAGUGUGGAGUGUAAAAACCGGUCAGAGAGUGACCUGAGCAUUGAGGUGGAGUUUGAGUAUCCAUUCAGGCUACAUCAGGUGUACUUCGAUGCCCCAACCUGUAAGGGGGAAAGCCCUGAGCGUCUGUUCCUGAUCGGAGACUACUCCUCCUCAGCUGAGUUCUUUGUCACCGUCGGUGUCUUCUCCUUCCUCUACUCCAUGGCAGCCCUUUCUGUGUAUGUUUUCAUUCUGGAGAAAUACCGUGAAGGCUGCAAGGGAGCCCAGAUUGACUUCGUUGUGACGUCUGUGUUCACCUUCUUCUGGCUGGUCGCUUCUUCUGCCUGGGCUAAAGGUUUGUCGGAUGUGAAGGCAGCCACCGACCCAGACAAGGUCCUCUUACUGAUUGAGGCAUGCGACGAGCCGGAGAACCGCUGCCGUGAAGUCCACGACCCUGUCGUUUCUGGUCUCAACACAUCUGUGGCGUUUGGCUUCCUGAACCUGAUCCUGUGGGGAGGAAACCUGUGGUUCGUGUUCAAAGAGACCGGCUGGAUGGCAGCCUUCGGAGGCACGUAUGCACCUUCCCAGGAGAAGGCGCCUGCUCCAGAGUCCUUUGGUCAGGAAGGCUAUGGGCAAGAGGGCUACGCACAACAGGGGGACGCCUAUGCCGGCACCCAGGGAGGUUACCAGCCUGACUAUGGCCAGGGCGGAUACACAGAGGGAGGCGGAGACUAUCAGCAGGGGGGAUACGAACAGCAGCCCACCUCCUUUGCCAAUCAGAUGUGAGCUGGUCCACCCUACAGCAUCUGGAAGCUGGGCCACCCUGUAAUUUGGGAGUGUGGUGCCUGACCACCAUCCACAAUUCCCCACUCCUCUGUUUGUCUGUUUGUGCAUCUGUGAGUUGACAAGAGGAGGGAGGGAUGGAAGACGGUGGGGUCUUGGGAGGGGAAUUUAGCAACACCGUGUCCGUCUGGGUUAUUUUGGUGAGCGGGAAAUGGGUCCUUACAGUAACAUACUGUUUGUUCUGUUGAUGUAUUUAACUGUAGAAGACAACAGGGGGUUUUCCAUUUGGUCAUAUGAGGAAAAACUUGAAUACAAUAUACAAAAAACUACAAAGAUCAAUCUUAUAAGGGAAUAACACUUAAAUGGACAAUAAUGGUAGUAGUAUUUAAGAAUGUAAUUGUCUGUGCUGUGUAAAUAUCAACAUAUUAAUAUAUAAAUAUAUGUACACAGUUGAAAAAUUGUGCACUCCAUAUUAGUUGUUAUACAACAAAUGUAGAGCGCAGAGUUAUUCAAUUGUAUUUAUUUCAGUUCUGUUUAGGUCACAUAGUUCUACCCUCAUCGUGCUCUAAUAUUUAUGUUGUGUGUUUAUUUUAUUUCCCAAUAUUCGUUUGUAUUUCUCAUUUUGAUGUUUUUGUUUAUUCAUUUUCAGAAUAGAGUUACCUCUUUUCUAUUUUCUCAUUGCGCUUUUUUAUUUGUUCAACAUUACUGAGUGAGUUUGUGACUGUGACAGCAGUGGAGAGGUGUUAGCAGUGAUGUAUGUGUUUAACAUAGGUUACAUUCAUUACAACUUGUGUUCAUUGCCGUUUUAUGUUUUUCCAUCAAAAUAUUUCUCAAGCAAUGAUUUUAUGUUUGUUCCAGAGAAUCUCUUAAAAGCUGUAAAAAGUCAAAAAUGCAUCUAGGAUAAUGAAAAAGUAGUUAGCACGGUAGCACUUGGUAUUUUGCUAAUAUUAUGCUGUUCCUAAAAACUGCUGUACGUAGUGUUCUAUCAGCACUCUUAUUUAGAGAUGAUUUGAGGUUGUGAAUCAGGGAAGACAACUGAUGUUGAGGGGCAUCACUUUUUUAUUUGGAUUGUAAUGUAGUUUAGAAAUUGGCAUCUGAAGAAUUUGGUCCAGAACCCAUUCCUGUUUUAAUAUAGUCUAGGGAUGAGUCAUCAGACAGAGUUAGUCAUCAUGUUUAAUCACCAUUUAUAUUGCUCGUCUGAUCAUAACGCAUGCAAAUAUUUACACAGAAAAAAAAUCAGUAUGGCACAAUUUGCGCCGUUUUCAAGACCAUACACAAGCCAUAGGAAAUAAUGAUAGUACUUUUAACAUAUUAAUAUAGCCAACUGAGGUGUUCUGAACAGUAUCUUAUUUCCAUGUAAAAACAUAAAUCCUGCAUCCCCCACAACACCCCUUUACUCUCAAAACAAAGGAGGUUUUGCAUGUCUGACUCUUGGACUAAAAGCAGCCUGGAACAAAAGUGAAGGGGGAAAGGCAAGUGGCAUAUAAGUGUUAGAGCAUAUUAAGUAAUAUAAUGUACGUUUGGCUCAUCAUAAGGUGACAGCACAGAGCAGCUCCGAUAUAUUUCACACAAAUCACACAGAGUAUAUAUGCUACAAUAAUCAGGUUGGCCUACCCGCUGUACUGCCAAUCCUCUGUUUGGAUAGAAGAAAAACUGUAUUGCCAAAUGAUAACAGGACAGGUGCGUAUUGAGCGAUAGAUUUUGCUUCCACAGUUAUCAUCACAAUGGAAACUGAUAUUGUUUUUCAUUCAUAUUUUUCCGUUAUGCAGUUUUGGAUGGAUUCAUUUUUUUGUAUCAUUUCUUUCUUUAUCAGGCGGUGUAGAGACACCUGACUUUCUAUCUCUUCCUCUGUGUUCUCUCUCUCUUUCUAUCUCUCUCUUUCCAUCGCUCUCUCUUUUUUCUCUCUCUCUCUGUAGUUCUUAUAAAUAUGCUCAAUGAAAUACAUAUACUCUGUUGUUAGUGGUGAAUGAUGUCUUGUGAUACUCUUUACGCCUUUGGAUAGUGCUGUGUUUAUUGUGUAUGAUGUAUUCUUAUUAGUAUUUAUGAUCAUGACUAUGACAAUAUAUCCAUUGUAUUCUUAUUCUAUGGAAUCCAUGUGAAACAAAAUCAAAUAAACUUGAAAUUAUUCUGUUGAAG
This is a messenger RNA of Oncorhynchus tshawytscha (Chinook salmon), 3117 nucleotides long. Its product is annotated as synaptophysin. NCBI's taxonomy places the organism in Eukaryota, Metazoa, Chordata, Actinopteri, Salmoniformes, Salmonidae. The transcript is spliced from 7 exons. The coding region runs from base 82 to 984 and encodes 300 amino acids. The record is from RefSeq and is a predicted model, not a curated record. Gene Ontology annotation, cellular component: synaptic vesicle; presynaptic active zone; synaptic vesicle membrane.